Messenger RNA from Musca vetustissima, 929 nucleotides. Its product is annotated as ribonuclease Oy-like. Lineage: Eukaryota; Metazoa; Arthropoda; Insecta; Diptera; Muscidae. Gene Ontology annotation, molecular function: ribonuclease T2 activity; RNA binding. The annotation marks the transcript as partial. The record is from RefSeq and is a predicted model, not a curated record. The transcript has a single exon. Gene Ontology annotation, cellular component: extracellular region. Gene Ontology annotation, biological process: RNA catabolic process.
UGAAUCUUCCGUGGACAGCGAUGAAUUGGCCGAUCUACAAUUUCGCAAAGGUGAUCCUCUAAAACGCAUCCCAGAAUCAGAACAAAACAUAUUCUUUUCCGAUGAGUUGAGCUCAUCGGAAUAUCAUGAUGAUCUAGAUAUUGAAAUGGAAAAUGGUGGCAACUAUGAAUGGGAUCUUCUGAUAUUUACCCAACAAUGGCCGGUGACCACCUGCUAUCAUUGGAGAGAAGAAGAUAAAGAUCAUGAAUGCAAAUUGCCGGCAGCCAAGGAAUUUUGGACUGUACACGGUGUGUGGCCGACGAAGAAAGGUCACAUUGGACCUUCAUUCUGUAAUAAGACGGCAAAUUUCGAUAUAAAUCUGCUGGACGAUAUCAAGGAUGAGUUGAAUCAUUUCUGGCCAGACAUUGAUGGUGAAUCGAAAGGUGAUUGGUUGUGGAAACAUGAAUGGCUGAAACAUGGCACCUGUGCCGCUGCUCUGGAGGAGCUAAACAAUGAACUGAAAUAUUUCUCUCAGGGUAUAACGUGGCGUGAAGAUUUCCAACUAUCGAAUAUUUUGGGUAAUUCUGGCAUACACCCGGAUUCAAAUAACACCGUGGUGGCCAUACACGCCGCCCUGGUAAAGGGUUUGGGCAAAAAUCCUUCCAUUCACUGUUUGUAUGACAGUAAAAAGGACAUAAGCUAUUUGGAGGAGAUUCGUAUCUGUUUCGAUAAGACGCUCAAUGUCACCGAUUGUGAUGGCGUGAAACUUGGCAAUGCGGUGUCUGUCGACUAUCCUGGCGGUACGCUUAUUUCGAAUUGUCACAUAUCAAAAUCGGUGCAUUAUCCCAGUUUGGUGCCGAAUCGUCGACGCCAAGAGAAAUCCAAAUGGAAAUUCCCCAUUGUAAAUCUAUACAAGCUGGUACAAUUUAUUAUGUGGUUUACUCUAUAAG